GAAAUGUGUUUACAAUAGAAGAGAUUUGCUUUUAAUAGAUGUUAACUAAAAUUUCCAUAACUUUUAUUCAGAUACCUAAGGACAUAAGCGGAAGAAAAACUCGUUCACGGAUUAUAAAUGAACUCAAGUGUAAAAAUAAAACACUCAAUACUUAUCGAUUUAUACCAUACAGUAUAAUCGAUGUUCCUAACUACCUCUUCAAAUCUGGAACAUUAGUGGAGUAUCGACCAAUGCCAAAAUUUUGUUCCAAACAAAAUUCACCGGAACAAUGCUUUGACUCAAGCAGAGAAAGAAUACGAUGUUAUUGGUGUUCAGCUAUUGAGAAAUGUAGCAAUGGUGGAGAUAUUCACACACUAAAAUGGUUAGAAAAUGAAUGUUAUAAAACAAAUAUUUCUCAGCCUUAAAGUCUCGAAAUUUUAACUGAAUCAUCAUAAAGAAUCCGCUAUUGUUGAGUCGUUUACAUAACUAAUAUUCUUCAUCAUUGCACUAAUAGUUCUUUUGUCCUUGAUAUAAAAAAUUCAACUAUAUGUGUGUUUGUUUUUUUGAAAACAUUAUUUAUUGAUAACUAUUCUCAUCCUAAUGUACU
Molecule: messenger RNA, 586 nt
Organism: Schistosoma turkestanicum
Lineage: Eukaryota; Metazoa; Platyhelminthes; Trematoda; Strigeidida; Schistosomatidae
Source: the annotation of a GenBank genome assembly